This is a messenger RNA of Gastrolobium bilobum, 603 nucleotides long. RefSeq names its product secreted RxLR effector protein 161-like. Lineage: Eukaryota; Viridiplantae; Streptophyta; Magnoliopsida; Fabales; Fabaceae. The record is from RefSeq and is a predicted model, not a curated record. The coding region runs from base 1 to 603 and encodes 200 amino acids. The transcript has a single exon.
AUGUUAGACUGCAAACCGGUUGAAACUCCAAUGGAGAUGAACCAUCAGCUUAGAAUGUCCACCAGAGAACGUAUGUGUGAUAAAGGUCAAUACCCGCGGCUAGUAGGAAAAUCGAUCUAUCUCACUCACACCAUACCAGAUAUUGCAUAUGCAGUAAGUGUAGUUAGCAAAUUUAUGCAUGCUCUAGAUGAGAAACACAUGAAUGCAAUUUACAGAAUCCCGAGGUAUCUAAAGAUAGCACUAGGCAGAAGGCUGUUAUACACAAAAAAUGGAGCCCCUACCAUAGAAAGAUAUCGCGACGUAGAUUGGGCAGGAGAUCAAUCAACAAGAAAAUCCACCUCUGGAUACCUGAGGUUUGUAAAAGGAAAUCUGGUUACUUGCAAAAGUAAAAAGCAGAAAGUUGUUGCUCGAUCCAGUGCAGAGGCAAAAUUUCGAGGAAUGGCACAAGACUUAUGUGAAUUACUGUGGAUAAAGAAAGUCUUGGAAGAGCUAGGAAUUGAAUGCAGAGAAUCCAUGAACUUAUUUUGUGAUAACAAAGCUGCUAUACAGAUUGCUCAAAAUUCGAUUAAACAUGAUCACACUAAACAUGUGGAAAUAGAUUGA